Messenger RNA from Penicillium oxalicum, 966 nucleotides. Its product is annotated as non-structural maintenance of chromosomes element 1 family protein. Gene Ontology annotation, biological process: double-strand break repair via homologous recombination; DNA damage tolerance. Bases 1 to 966 code for a protein of 321 amino acids. Gene Ontology annotation, molecular function: ubiquitin-protein transferase activity. The transcript has 3 exons. The record is from RefSeq and is a predicted model, not a curated record. NCBI's taxonomy places the organism in Eukaryota, Fungi, Ascomycota, Eurotiomycetes, Eurotiales, Aspergillaceae. Gene Ontology annotation, cellular component: nucleus; Smc5-Smc6 complex.
AUGGAUUCUUAUGAUGAUCGACAUCGUGCCUUUCUCCAGGCCUUCAUGGCCCGAUCAACCAUGACUUUUGAAGAUGCACAGCCAGUCCUCGCAGCGAUUAUCUCCGCACAUGAGGGUCGCACUGUGGAUCCAGAUGAGGUCACACAAUCCACAUUGAACGAUUUUGUCGAUAUGGUCAAUAAUGCGAUUUCGAUCUUCGACCUGGAAAUCAGAACCUCACGACGACAAGAUCCCAAAGAGAACCAGGAAGACUCCAGCACGCCACCGACUCUGGUGUAUGCCCUGGUCAAUACGACCAGCGAUGCUCUCACCCAGCUUGCGACGACGUACACCGCCGACGAGAUUGCAUUUGUGAAGCGAGUUCUCGACUACAUGUUUGAAGAGAAUAAUAAUCGUCGUUGCGAGGGAAUGGUGAUUUCCUCUAUACACGCUGUGCGCUUGUCCAAAGCGGGCGGCGAUCGACGGAGAUCUACAAACGUUGGCACGCAGCAACCUGAAGGCGGCGCUGCUCAAAACUUGACGAUGCAACAGGCUCAGGCUGUGAUGAAGUCGUUGACGGAAGAGGGUUGGUUGGAACAGAGCAGCAAGGGAAAUUACAGCCUUAGUCCCCGAGCGCUGAUGGAGCUGCGGACUUGGCUAGUUGCGGAGUACAAUUAUGAGGAUAUGAAUGGGCGGAUGCAGCAUCGGAUUAAGUUCUGUGCUGCUUGCAAGGACCUCAUCACGGUGGGACAACGAUGUGAUGACCGAGACUGUCCAGGUCGACUACACAACCACUGCGUGCGCAACUUCUUCCGCGUGCAACAGGCUGAGAAGUGUCCCGUUUGUGAAAAGCGCUGGUCUGGCACCAAUUUUGUGGGCGAGCAGGCCGUCGUGGAGACCGCUCGGCCCCGACACAGCAGGCUCUCCCAAGCCCAGACCGUGGUCGCCUCUCAGACACAAAGCGAGGCUAGCGAGGCGGAAGGUUGA